Molecule: messenger RNA, 1164 nt
Organism: Strongyloides ratti
Lineage: Eukaryota; Metazoa; Nematoda; Chromadorea; Rhabditida; Strongyloididae
Product: GPCR, rhodopsin-like, 7TM domain and 7TM GPCR, serpentine receptor class w (Srw) family-containing protein
Exons: 4
Coding region: 1-1164 (387 amino acids)
Cellular component (GO): membrane
Molecular function (GO): G protein-coupled peptide receptor activity
Source: RefSeq, a predicted model, not a curated record
AUGUUAAAUUGUACUUCACUUCAAUUGUUUGAUUACAAUUCAGAUUUUAGCACAAAAAUAAUAUUAAAUCUUUUUUCCUUUAAAUCUUAUUAUCAACCUUUCCACAAAUAUAUAAGUGUUAUUCUUUGUCUUUUGGGUAUCAUAACAAACAAUAUCCACAUAUGGGUUCUUUCGAGAAAGCAGAUGCGUUUUCAGUCAGUUCAUAUUGUUCUUAUAUUCAUAGCAUCAGCCGACAUUGGCACAAUGUUAUCAUAUUUGAUUUAUAUCAUACGCUUUGAAUUUUUCAAUGAUGAAGGAUAUGCAUAUAAAUGGACAGUGUUUUUACAUUUUCAUGCUUCAGUCUCUAUUGCACUUCAUGGGCUUUCAAUUUAUCUUGUCGUAUUUAUGGCAUUUAUUCGAUGUCAGGUAAUGAAAGUAAAAACGGGACAAUCUAUUUGGAUGCUUCCUCAUGUUGCUUUAUUGUCAGCAUCAGUUAUUACUUUGACAUUAUUUAUUCUUUCUAUUCCAACAUAUUUAGCUCAUGAAAUUGUAGAAAGGACAACAACUAAAGAUGGAAUUAUUAAGUAUACUAUUAUUAUAGCAAGAAAUUACCGAGCUAAUGAUUGUGUUGCAUUUAAAAUAUACCUUUGGGUUACAGGAAUAUUAAUAAAAGCAGUACCUUGUUUUCUUUUAAUGUUUUUUACUUUAGGACUGUUAAAAAAGUUACGUGAAAAUCAAAAAAAAAGAAAUUUAUUAUUUAGUCAACAUACUUCAGUAUUAUUAACUGAAAAUACUGUAAAUGAAAAAGAAACACUUAAAGAAUGUAAUUAUCAAAAAGAAAAUAACAAACUUCUUAGUAGAAAUAGAAAUAGUAGUAAACGUCAAAAUACUCCUGAUCGCACAAACAAAAUGCUUUUAUUAAUGGUAACAAUUUUUUUAAUAACUGAAUUACCACAAGGUAUAUGUGCUAUACUUAAUGCUUUAUUUACUCAACAAUUUCAUGAAAUUGUAUAUUCAAAUUUAGCAGAUGUUCUAGAUUUACUAUCAUUAAUUAAUUGUUUUGUGGCAUUCAUUGUUUAUACAUCAACAUGUUCUAGGUAUCGAAGAUUAUUACUUGAUGUAUUAAAACCUUUAAUACCAAAAUGUCUAAAUAAAAAUGAAGCAAUAAAUGAAGAUAAAAUAUGA